Messenger RNA from Morus notabilis, 1789 nucleotides. Its product is annotated as proline transporter 2. Gene Ontology annotation, cellular component: plasma membrane. Bases 427 to 1761 code for a protein of 444 amino acids. The record is from RefSeq and is a predicted model, not a curated record. Lineage: Eukaryota; Viridiplantae; Streptophyta; Magnoliopsida; Rosales; Moraceae. The transcript has 7 exons.
CAGAGUGACCCAUAACAGAAAUAGUGGGCGCCCCCUUAUAUAUAGCUCUCUUACUCGACCAUUCCUCUUUUCAUCUUCAAACCUCCCAUAAAUACAUACAACAAAUAAGGCGAAAAAGAAAACAUUUCAUUUAGUUUAUUUGUUUCGAUUUUUGAUUGAUUGAUUUAUUUUUUAAGUGGGGCGCUUUGCAGGGUGUGUAAAAAUCAAAACUCAAAAAAAUCAAAAAAAAAAAAGAAAAAAAAAAAAAAAAGAGAGAAAGGGCUUUGUGGGGAUGCUAGAAUUUAGCGGGGAGACACCAUAAAAAGUACGCUGGCUGUGCUAUAUAAUAUAUGUGAGGAGGAGGAAGUGGUGGUGGUUGCGGUUGCCGAGGAAGAGGAGACCCAGUUGCUCUUGGAAACAAGAAGAGGAGAUUUCCGAGAGCUUCCGAUGGCUUCUCAUGGCGCCUCCGAUCUCGAUUCUGGUUCCCGAAAGGUCCACGAUGAGGACCACCUCGCCAUUGAAGUCCCUGAAACCGCUCAUCAGAUUAGCAGCGAUUCGUGGUUUCAAGUGGGUUUUGUUCUGACCACCGGGAUCAACAGUGCAUACGUUUUGGGAUACUCAGGAACCGUCAUGGUUCCUCUGGGUUGGGUAUUCGGCGUAGUUGGCCUCAUCGCCGCGACGGCGAUUUCGCUGUAUGCGAAUACUCUCGUUGCCAAGCUCCAUGAAUUUGGUGGGAAAAGGCAUAUCAGAUACAGAGACCUUGCAGGAUUUAUAUACGGGAAGAAAGCUUAUUCUCUCACAUGGGGGUUGCAGUAUGCCAAUCUUUUCAUGAUCAACACUGGAUUUAUCAUCUUGGCGGGUCAAGCACUAAAGGCUGUGUAUGUUCUUUUCAGAGAUGACCAUUUACUGAAGCUCCCAUACUGUAUUGCCAUAGCUGGGGUUGUUUGUGCACUGUUUGCCAUUGGUAUACCACACUUAUCAGCUCUUCGGAUUUGGUUGGGAUUUUCAACAUUCUUUAGCCUUGUAUAUAUUGUUACAGCAUUCGUGUUGUCGCUUCGAGAUGGAAUUAAAGCACCAGAAAGGGAUUAUAACAUCCCAGGUACAAGAACAGACAAGAUAUUCACCACAAUCGGAGCAGCUGCAAAUCUGGUUUUUGCUUUUAAUACAGGAAUGCUUCCAGAGAUACAGGCAACAGUUAGGAAGCCCGUUGUUGGGAACAUGCUAAAAGCUCUCUACUUUCAGUUCACAGUCGGAGUUCUUCCCCUGUAUGCCGUUGCUUUUAUGGGGUACUGGGCUUAUGGAUCUUCGACUUCGACUUACUUGCUCAACAGUGUCAGUGGUCCGGUUUGGAUAAAGGCAGCGGCGAAUCUCUCCGCCUUCCUGCAAACAGUGAUUGCUCUUCAUAUAUUUGCGAGUCCAAUGUACGAAUACGUGGAUACGAAAUUCGGAAUUAAAGGAAGUGCAUUAGCACUUCACAACUUGGCGUUCAGAAUCAUGGUAAGAGGUGGAUACCUUGCCAUUAACACACUGGUUGCGGCCCUUCUGCCAUUCCUUGGAGAUUUCAUGAGCCUCACCGGAGCCAUCAGCACAUUCCCUCUCACGUUUAUCCUCGCAAAUCACAUGUACUUGGUGGCGAAGAAGAACAAGCUCACUUCUUUGCAGAAGCUCUGGCAUUGGCUUAACGUUUGUUUCUUUGGUUUUAUGUCUAUUACAGCUGCUAUUGCAGCCUUGAGGCUCAUAGCAGUAGAUUCCAAAACUUACCAUCUAUUUGCUGACCUUUGAUAAUUGAUAUUGUGAUUGUUUCGUCAAA